Messenger RNA from Schistocerca nitens (vagrant locust), 2978 nucleotides. Its product is annotated as protein wntless-like. The transcript is spliced from 2 exons. The coding region runs from base 78 to 1706 and encodes 542 amino acids. Gene Ontology annotation, biological process: Wnt protein secretion; Wnt signaling pathway; intracellular protein transport. NCBI's taxonomy places the organism in Eukaryota, Metazoa, Arthropoda, Insecta, Orthoptera, Acrididae. The record is from RefSeq and is a predicted model, not a curated record. Gene Ontology annotation, molecular function: Wnt-protein binding. Gene Ontology annotation, cellular component: endomembrane system; organelle membrane.
GGCGGUCAUACUCCUAUUGUUUGCGCAGAAGGGAUUGUUUGUGUUUUGUGUUGAGUGCUUGACGGAACAGUUGAUUAAUGGCGGGGGCGAUAUUAGAAAAUCUAAGUGGGAGAAAGCUGACCAUACUGAUAUGUUUUUUAAUGUUAUGUCAGGUUAUUUGUUUUCUGAUUGGCGGACUUGUUGCACCGACGCCGUCUACCGCAGACCACAUUUUGGCCACAAAAUGUUGGGAUCCUGAUCCCAAAAAUAACACCGAGAAGUGGUUCUACGCUCGAGGUCGCGGUAAAUGUCAAACAAUUGAUAUACACGAUCACACUGAGCCAAAUAUGCAAGCAAAUAAUAUUGUCUUCGUUUUUCAAAUUCCACUACCAAGAGACAGUUUAAUGCAUGAUUACUCGCGGUGGCAACAAAAUCUUAUUGGAAUCCUACAGAUUGAUAUAGUGUACCAAAAAGGAGUCGAUGAAAUGGAGCCGCGCGUUCCGUUGACGCUAAAUGCAAGGCUGGCUUAUCGAAAUAAAGGUGAUGCCGAUGACGACUGGAAAAGUUAUGCCGCUUCAGUUGAAGAAAGGAUCCUUGAGUGUUCAUCUGAUAGAAAACCUGGUUACAACUAUAACUGUUCAUUAGUUCCGUUGUUUGAGUUAGGUUCUCUUCAUCAUGAUUUCUAUUUAUUAAAUAUUCGCCUGCCAGUGGAUGCCAAUAAAACCAUUAACAAAGGUCUGGGACAUGUAGAAGACUUGUGGCUAGUUACCAUUAAUCAGAAUGGAGGUUUUACAAAAGUUUGGGUGUCUCUUAAAAGCGUAUUCUUCCCAAUAAUUAUUGGUAUAAUGGUAUGGUUCUGGAAAAGAGUGCAUCAGUUGUCUCGCUCCCCAGCACUUUUGGAGUACAUGCUGUUUUCUUUAGGAAUUGCACUAACUGUGUUGAAUGCACCACUUGAAUAUUUAACACUCUCAUUUGACAUGCCUUUCAUGUUGCUCCUUUGUGACAUACGGCAAGGCAUAUUUUACGCAACACUGCUGUCCUUCUGGUUGAUAUUUGCUGGAGAGCAUCUGAUGAUUCAAGAUACUGCGGAAAAAAAUACGCUGCGCACCUACUGGAAACAUCUGAGUGCUGUAGCUACUGGUUGCAUUUCUCUUUUGGUGUUUGAUAUAUGUGAACGUGGAGUGCAACUAAGAAAUCCAUUCUACUCCAUUUGGGAUACAGAACUGGGAACAAAUUUGGCCCUAUCUUUCAUUAUAUUGGCUGGUAUAUCAGCAGGAGUAUAUUUUCUAUUUCUAACUUACAGAAUUUGGGCAGUGUUUUGCAACAUAAGUGCUAAAAGAUCAGCACUGCCUUCAUUGUCUUGUGCACGCCGUUUACAUUACCAGGGAGUAAUAUAUCGAUUCAAGUUCCUCAUGUUAGCUACAUUGCUUUGUGCAUUAAUGACUGUUGUGGGCUUCAUUCUGGGACAAGUAUCUGAGGGUCGGUGGAAGUGGAAUGAUCAAAUAGAGAUUGAAUUCACAUCAGCUUUUUUCACGGGUGUCUAUAGCAUGUGGAAUAUUUACAUAUUUGCACUUAUUGUUUUAUAUGCCCCCUCUCACAAACAAUGGCCAUCAGAAGCAGAUAUACGCAGCAAUUGUAAUGAGGAGAUUGAAUUCAGCCGAUUAGCUACUGAUCCCAGUGAAAUCUCAUCUUUAACGUCAUUUGCGAGGAAAUCUGCACUUGAUUAAUGGCAGUCCAUUGGUUGGUUGCAAGGUCUGUUGCCAUUGUCUUCAAUACCAGAAUCUGAUAUUGAACACACUUUGAUUUAUGGUAAUAUGUGUACUUACAGGUGGUGUAAUGUAGGCAUUUGUUCAAAAUGCAGAUGAAAGAUGUGGCAUGAAAUAGUGAAUUAGCAUUGAGCAUGAUUUUGUGUAAUAUUUCCAGUCAUAAUUAUAAUCAUAUAGUAUUACCUGUAGCUUAAAAAGAGUUGUUGAUAUGUCAAUGGGGACAUUCUCUGUAUGCACUAAUCUGAGUUGUGACAGUACUGACACUAUGUUAUGUUUAUAUCAUAGAAAAAUUUCUGUCAAAUUCUUAAGCACUUUAUUGUAAUCUCAAAUACAGAUCUGCUGUAUUUUAGUGGCUGUCAUUAUGUUUUUGAAGUAAUUGGCUUUUGUUACAUUACUGACACUUCAUUAUUUUUAUAUUUUAAAAACGUUGCUACCAAAUAAACAAGGGCUUAAUUGCAUUCUCAGAAAUCUACAUUUAACAUACUGUAGAGCGAACUUAGUAAGUAUAUCGAUGAAGUGUGUUUAUUGUUGUAUUUAUGUAUGUCUUUCAACAAACGCACAUUUAACUAGAGAAUCUCUUAUGGUCUGGCAGAUGUGCAUCAUAGAGAUUUUAUUUUAUAAUUAUUUCAUUUCAUAUAUAUUCAUGGGCAUCCGCAGAAAUUUGUCAGGGGGAGGGGGGUGGCAAGACUCUAAAAUUACCAUUUUAUUUUAAUGAUUCUGUCGGUUUAAAAAUGGGUUGUGCCACAAGAAAUAAAUUUUGUAGGUGACAAAAAAAAAAAAAUAUUGGUGUUCGCUCAGUACUUGCUGUAGGUAGAUCACUUAUAGAAGUGUGUGAGGAUUCUGUGAUGACUAAAAACUCUGUAAUCCAGAUUCCAGGGGAAAGGGGUAAGUGCACUAUCUUCCUUUACGCCCCCUCUCCCUGUUUGCAGCCGGCUGUGUUCAUAUUCUGCAUUCAAAAUUUGAAUUUAUCUGUUAGAAGGAAUGUGUAUGGGCAUUAACUGAGCACAAUAUUAUUGCACUAGGCCUCUUCCAUGGCACCCUCUUUCUGCAGGUGCAGUAAAAUUGUGGUUGACUGAUACAUGCUGUUUUGCUUAUAAGAAUCAUUUAAUUUUCUUAUUAAAUUAGUGACCUGAUAGGUUUUCAUUCAAUAAGAGACCUUUCUUCCUUAAUAAUAAUGUCUUUUCUGAUGAUCUACAUUUCAAGUGGAUUACUUUUGUGUGGUCAAUCAUACAC